This is a messenger RNA of Rosa chinensis, 492 nucleotides long. RefSeq names its product protein SODIUM POTASSIUM ROOT DEFECTIVE 1. Bases 148 to 375 code for a protein of 75 amino acids. NCBI's taxonomy places the organism in Eukaryota, Viridiplantae, Streptophyta, Magnoliopsida, Rosales, Rosaceae. The record is from RefSeq and is a predicted model, not a curated record. The transcript is spliced from 3 exons. Gene Ontology annotation, molecular function: metal ion binding.
CAAUCAAUCACUCACUCACCACUGUUUAUUAUUAAUAUGUGUCAAUUGGGAUUCACUAUAUGAUAUUAGAACAAAACCCUUCCUCAAAUCCUACUCUUCUCACAGUUGAGAGGUGUCCAUUGUUCCUCAAAUAUCUAUCAAACUCGAAUGGGAAAUGUUGUGGAAUUGAAGGUGGGCUUGCACUGUGAGGAAUGCAUCAAGAAAAUCCUGAAGGCCAUCAAGAAGAUCGAAGAUAUCGAAACAUAUAAUGUGGACACAGAGCUGAACAAGGUGAUUGUGACUGGUAAUGUUACCACAGAACAAGUCAUCAGAGCUCUUCAGAAGAUUAAGAAGAACGCAAUCCCUUGGGGCCAAGAAGACGAAGCAACUUCUUGAAUGAUUUAGUUUUCUAUCUAAGCACCUGCUACCUAGUGUGGUAUAGAUCACUUCAAAUUUUUGUGUAAUUCAAUUUCUAGCUAUGAGUUACAAUAAAAAGCUGUCAUCUUUCUUUCA